Molecule: messenger RNA, 906 nt
Organism: Alternaria conjuncta
Lineage: Eukaryota; Fungi; Ascomycota; Dothideomycetes; Pleosporales; Pleosporaceae
Exons: 2
Coding region: 1-906 (301 amino acids)
Source: RefSeq, a predicted model, not a curated record
AUGCCGCCCAAGGCAACACCGCCCGAAUUCCCCGUACAGGCGUUUCCUACGUGUACAGAUUUCGAAACCUUUCUCGAGCGCGAAUAUGCCACGGCUCCCGGCCUCUACGUGAAGCUCGCCAAAAAGAAUUCUGGCACACCCUCAAUAACGGCAGCGGAAGCCGUCGAAGUAGCGCUAUGUUAUGGCUGGAUAGAUGGUCGCGCCAACGCCUGCGAUGAGACCUGGUGGACGGUACGCUACACACCUCGGAGAGCGAACAGUAUGUGGUCUCAGAAGAACGUCGGGACGGUGGCCCGUCUCAUAGAGAUUGGCCGGAUGCGUCCCGCUGGCCUGGCAGCCGUUGAUGAUGCGAAAGCAGACGGACGAUGGGAUCGUGCGUACGCAGGGUCUGCUACAAUCGUUGUGCCUGAAGAUCUCAAGAUUGCGCUUGCUCAGGUACCUGCUGCGGAAGCUCAAUGGGAAAGCAUGAACAAGGGCGAUCGAUACACAGCGUUGCUCAAGCGGGGUGUCGUCUGGAACGAAGCCAUCCGUGCCUCCCAUCGAUGGGCGUCUACAUUUCCGAUGCCACCUGCGAGCUCAAUCACCUACCCUAUCGACUUUACCGACAGAGAGAAGUCUUUGUUGAACAGCUACGCAGCCGUAUUUUUGAACAAGAACAAACACUUUAGUAGCGCUGAUGCGACAAGAGCAGAACUGGACACUGCCUGUGAUUUGAUACUGAAAGAUUGGCCGAUGAAGAAGGGAAAAACUCCGCGUAUUGCCCGGGUAGUCUUUACUGAGGCAAAGAACAAUCUUCUUCGUGCGGAGAAGGCCAACCUUCAGGAAAACGAGGAGAGCGCAAUGGGAACUGCGAGCAAGAGAGCAAGACGUAAGAGACCGCUUGUGGGGUCUGAAGACGAGGACUAG